AAUCGUUUUCUCUCGAGCCUCGAUCAUUAAUUUCUCAGAUGUGGUUUGAGUUUGACAAGUAUAGUAGAAAAAUAUUCCGAUGUAUUUUUUGUUUUGUUUUGGCUUUAAUUUUUCUGUUCGUGAACAUCUUGUGAUCCUUAGUCUUUCCUAUUAAUUUUCAGAAACCAAUGUGAACCCGUGAUACAGUGACUGCAGAUUUGCGGGAUGAAUUCUGCAUGUUUAUCAUUUUAUCAUUUGUAUGUGCGCACUGCGCACUGUGACUCUGCACUGGUGACUGACUGCAUUUUAAUGCCAUUCGGCCCUCGGAACGUGUUGGGUUUUGCUUGCAUGUUUAUGGAUAAUUGCGGGAAUGGCAGAAAUUUCCCUGCAACUGCAAAAUCUUCCAAUUAGUAUUGCACAGCCGAAGCGCAUCAUCAUCUUGGUUCCGCUUGCCAGCGUCAACCAUGCAGCCGCUAGUGCUGCUGCAGCUGUCUCGCCUGUGACGGUUAGCGCAGGCGCACUGUCUGAUUCCGGGGAUUCGGCUGAUGUCAGACAGCUUUUGCUGGUCCAGCGGCACCACGCAACCAAGUUGCAGCAUGUCACGGCGGUGGUGGACCACAUCGUCGAGACUCUGGGCGAAGAUUCCGAUGUUGUGCAGAAAUUGCUGACGGCCGUGACCGAAAGAGAAGGCACGCAAUGUGUUCCCUUCAGGGCGCCGCAUAUUUGCGUUGCUGGGCGAAAACUCCCCUCUUAUGUCUGGGUGGCGCGAGCCUUUCGGUGGAGCAAUGCGACCGAAUCACAGCUGUCCUCUUGCGCCAACUGCACCGUCGAGUCCAACGAAACUUGCAUCAACCCGUACCAUUACAGAUAUGAGAAAACUAAACGGAUUAAUGCAGAGCCGUUGGACGAUAGUCCUUCGGAAAACCAGCUCGAAAGUGUCGAUUAUGCUCCGUGCGAUCAAAAUGCAGUAUUCCGCUCAGUCCUACCGGACACGGACGACCCCCUUCCCCUGGACAUCGAAAAGCAGCGCGGGGACAAAUGCUGGAUGCCCGGCUGCGACGUGGAUCUGACCUAUACUUCCCGCGAUCCCCACACUCGCCAGUCCUUCGAGUUCCCGCCACGUCGGAGUCUCCUGUAUGAGCAGUGGAUCGCGGCCGGCGGCGCCACGGCCGUCGAGCCCCAAGCGACCGCCCGUGUCUGUCAUCUGCACUUCCGCACCGCUGAUCUGCGCCGCGUCACGCGUAUCGUGGACGGACAGGAAGUGGCACGGUACACCUUGGCUGCCAAAGCUGUCCCCGUGCCCCAGGUGUGCUGUUGGGCGGAAAACACGCCGACGGCGGACGGAGUGAAGUUUGGAUCAGUCAGACUGACUGCGCACAAUGUCCAGGUGGUGCGCACCGAGCAGGGUCUCAUCACCACUUCAAAGGCUCCCGGCGGUGAUGACAUGAUGGAAAUAAGUGAAUUUUUCCGUGAUGCAGCGUUACCAAAAGCCGAUUUGGAUCUUUUGGUCAGCAAUGACAAGUUUUUUUGCGUUACCUGCCGGAAGGUGACGAAUGAACCAUGCUGGGCUCACGCGGUUCACAUAACAGACAGUCUUGUUCCUCCUCUGUCUCGUAGCAGUUUACCGGAAACGCUGGACUUUGAUAAGGAGAAUACAGGAGACGGUGUUUUUGCAAGAUCCACAAUUCAUGCGCACACUGUUUUUGGUCCCUUCAUUGCCCCCUUGACACCACACAGGUCGUCCUUCGUCAGCGGAAAUGUGGAAAAUUUUCUUCAAACAGGCGACGAUCAUUCUUGCAACUGGAUGAAGCACGUUCGGUUUGCCGUUAGCGAUGAAGAUCAGAACCUGUCAGUCUUCUUGAAGGGAUCAGAUGUGUACUUUGUGGUGAGGAAACCGAUCUGUCCAGGACAGGAACUGAAAGUCGCCUAUUCGAAGGAAUACGCUGACCAUGUGAAAAGCGCGUAUCAGAAACGCAUCUUACCAGAUGCAUUUUUGCCUGCCGCUACCGGUGAUGAAAUCCAUGAUUCUCAUCUGGAUUUCACAAAUUACGAUGUUGGAGAUUUUGAUCCAAUGGAUUGUGACAGUGAUGAUCUAAAUCCUUCUGCAUCGCAUCCAGCAGAUAACGAAAUUGUGCCUGAAGCGAAAAUAGCACCCACUCGUCCUCGGCGCCACCGGAACGACCCCAAGCCGAAACCUAAGGAACUGAAAAAUGUCAAGAUAGUCUCCGUCUUCAAGCACCGCUGCGCCGAAUGUGAGCUGCACUUCCGCACGCAGCCACUACUUGAUCUCCACUCUGCCCAUCAUGCAGCAGAAGAGCCCACCGACAUUGCACUGCGUUGUGUGGGGUGUGAGUACACGGCGGUGGAUUUUGUUGAUCUCAUGCAGCAUGUCAAGCAGCAUGGGCUCAAAGCGGGCGAGCUAGUUCGAAAGUGGCCGCCGCGGCCCUGUGCGGUGUGCGGUGGUAAGGCCGCCAAUAUCCGACAGCAUGUCCAGUCUUAUCAUCCCGAAUUCUUCCGGGAUAUGAGCAGCACCUGGACGCAGCGCUGCGAGACUUGCAAGGAGAUAUUCCCCACCGAGCUGUCGUUGGAUAUCCAUUUGAAAGCCGUUCAUCAAAACAUGACCAAUCGGCAGUGCCGUAUCUGCAAGAAAGUCAUGGAUAACUGGAUGGAAACGCGGGAUCACGUCCAAUCCCAUCGCACUCCCGAAGGGUUUCUGUGCAGGGAAUGUGGAAAAACAUGCGAUUCGUAUCGUAAACUCUGCCUUCACAUGACGAAAUCCCACACGGAAAGAACGGAAAAACUGAAGGGCAAAGAAACGCCAUUCUUCAAGCUGAUGCAGGACUUUAUUGAGAAGCAGAAGGAAAAGGGGAUAUGUUACAAGCAGACCGCAACCCCGCCGACGUGGAAACGAAACUACCCGUGCGGGUUGUGUCCAGCAGUAUUUCCCAAUGCCGUCAUCCGACGCCAACAUCAGCCCCUUCACCACCCGGAAGACGACCACUCCCAACUGGAUUUGGGAUGCACCGGGUGUGGUCAGCGGAGCGAGAGCUUUGAUGCUUUGAUGCAGCACUUAAUCACUCAUGCCAUCAUGCCCAGUGCAGAUGUCCCAGAUCAACCAGCCUCUAAGAACGGCGCCUGUUUGACCUGCGGGAAGAAGGUUAAAAAUCCCAGACUUCAUGCUAAGAUGCAUCAUCCGGCGCAGUAUGUGCAGGCUUAUCCUGUGAUGUGUGUCAUUUGUCGCGAACGGUUUAGGAGUGAAACGAUGCUGAAAUGCCAUCUUCAAGGGGAGCACGGUGAGAAGCUGUCAUCUGGAUUCACUUGUUUAUUCUGCGAGGAGAACUUUGUGAGAGAAGUCCAACUGCACAACCACAUGCACACCCACGCUGAAGCCGACGGAUUCCCGUGUCCGGAAUGUGACCACAAAGAGCCGCUGCUGACGGCGCUGCGCGAACACAUCGCCACCGUGCACCGAGAAGCAUACGCCUGCAAGUGUCCCGUGUGCGGGAAAUCGUGGACCACGCAGCGAAAGCUGCGCAGCCACAUGGUGAUACACGGCAACACGUACGCCUACCCCUGCGAGCAGUGCGGGGUGCCCUUCAAGACCCCGAAGGAGCGGUUUCGCCACGUUAACGUUGUGCAUCGGGGCAUCAAAAAGAAGAAGAAAAAGUAUCCCUGGAACAAGUCGUACCGACGGGAAAGGUACAAGAACUGUGCGUACAAAUGCGAGACGUGCCUGGCUGGAUACCAGAAGCGGGGAGCAUGGGUGUUGCAUGUGAGGAAAAAGCAUCCGGAGAUUGAUAUAUCCACGCUGCCACCGUAAACAUGUUUGUUCUUAUAAUGAAAACAGCGGUUUGAUACAUAGUCUAGCUGUUUUCCUAAAAUUAAGUAUCUAGUUGCUUUUUUUUGGUGACUAGGCGUGUUUGUUCAACUGGAAUUAAAACGAACGG
Molecule: messenger RNA, 3926 nt
Organism: Paramacrobiotus metropolitanus
Lineage: Eukaryota; Metazoa; Tardigrada; Eutardigrada; Parachela; Macrobiotidae
Product: PR domain zinc finger protein 15-like
Exons: 11
Coding region: 350-3799 (1149 amino acids)
Biological process (GO): regulation of DNA-templated transcription; transforming growth factor beta receptor signaling pathway
Cellular component (GO): nucleus; transcription regulator complex
Molecular function (GO): protein binding
Source: RefSeq, a predicted model, not a curated record